Staurois parvus is the source of this 349-nucleotide messenger RNA. NCBI's taxonomy places the organism in Eukaryota, Metazoa, Chordata, Amphibia, Anura, Ranidae. The record is from the annotation of a GenBank genome assembly.
AUGGGGCCCCCGAGCAAUAGGGGAUCAUGGGGCCCCUGUGUCCAAAAAAGCCUCACUAAUGUAAGAGCAUUCUUCCAAUGAUCACCAAUGUAAGGAAUAUUCUUCCCAAAGGCCACCAAUGUAAGGAGCAUUCCUCCCACCAGGGGCGGACUGACAACUCAUGGGGCCCCCGGGCAAUAGAGGAUCAUGGGGCCCCUGUGUCCUUGCCCACACUCAGAAAAGACUAUAAAAAAGGUACCAGGGGCAUUUCAUGGGGCCCCCUACUGACCCUGGGCCCUCGGGCAGUGCCCAAGUGUUCGAAUGGCCAGUCCACCCCUGCCUCCCACUGACCACCAAUUUAAGGAGCAUU